CCUGUACCGCUGUGGAUUGUUGUCUGUCUGGCAGUCUGUGAAUAGGUAAGAUGGCGGCCGCGGCGGUGGUCGAGUUUCAGAGAGCACAGUCUCUCCUCAGCACGGACCGUAACGCGUCCAUCGAUAUUCUACAUUCAAUAGUGAAGCGGGAUGUACAGGACAGUGAUGAGGAGGCGGUGCGAGUCAAAGAGCAGAGCAUCCUGGAGCUGGGGGGCCUGCUGGCCAAGACAGGGCAAGCAGCAGAGCUGGGCGGGCUGCUGAAGUUCGUCAGGCCGUUCCUCAACUCCAUCAGCAAGGCCAAGGCGGCGCGGCUGGUGCGCCUCCUUCUGGACCUCUUCCUGGACAUGGAGGCGGCGACCGGGCAGGAGGUGCAGCUGUGCCUGGAGUGCAUCGAGUGGGCCCAGGCCGAGAGGAGGAGCUUCCUGCGGCAGGCCCUGGAGGCUCGGCUGGUCUCCCUGUAUUUUGACACUAAAAGGUACCAGGAGGCCCUGCUGCUGGGCUCCCAGCUCCUGCAGGAGCUGAAGAAGAUGGAUGACAAGGCCCUGCUGGUGGAGGUUCAGCUGCUGGAGAGCAAGACGUACCACGCGCUCAGCAACCUGCCCAAGGCCCGCGCCGCCCUCACCUCCGCCCGCACCACGGCCAACGCCAUCUACUGCCCGCCCAAGCUGCAGGCCGCCCUGGACAUGCAGUCAGGCAUCACCCACGCGGCAGAGGAGAAGGACUGGAAGACGGCGUACUCCUACUUCUACGAGGCCUUCGAGGGCUACGACUCCAUCGACAGCCCCCGCGCCAUCACCGCCCUCAAAUACAUGCUGCUCUGCAAGAUCAUGCUCAACUUGCCGGAGGACGUCCAGGCGCUCAUUAGCGGGAAGCUGGCUCUGCGGUACGCUGGACGGCAGACGGAUGCACUGAAAUGCGUUGCACAAGCCAGUAAGAACCGGUCGCUGGCAGACUUUGAAAAGGCACUGACGGAGUACCGGGCGGAGCUUCGGGACGACCCCAUCAUCAGCACUCACCUGGCCAAGCUGUACGACAAUCUGCUGGAGCAGAACCUGAUCCGUGUGAUCGAGCCCUUCUCCCGCGUGCAGAUAGAACACAUAUCAGCGCUGAUCAAGCUCUCGAAGGGCGAUGUUGAGAGGAAAUUGUCUCAGAUGAUUCUCGACAAGAAGUUUCAUGGUAUACUGGACCAGGGGGCAGGUGUCCUGAUCGUUUUCGACGAGCCGCCAGUCGAUAAGACGUAUGAAGCCGCUCUGGAGACCAUCCAGAACAUGAGCAAAGUCGUGGAUUCGCUCUACAACAAGGCCAAGAAGCUGACAUAGAGCUGAAGACUGCAGCACAAUGGAGAGAGUGUGUGAUCGGCGUGUGGAACAUUUGGGGGGAGGGGAAAGGGGGGGGGGGACCUAAAAAAGACGAAAACAAAGAAGAAGAAGAAGAAGAAGAAGAAGAAGAAGAAACCCCAUGACCUGCUCUGGGAGUCCUGGUCCCUCACACCUUCACCCGGGAACUUUUUAACGUCUCCCUUAACGGACGAACCUUCAUGACAUCGUCAUCACCGUUAUCAUCACAGUUUUCUGCCCGUUUGCUUUUUCCUUCUGUUUGUCUUUUUUUUUUUUUACAGGUUUCUGUAAACACUCAGCGGCCUCCACCGGCCAUCAGGGAAUAUUGUAAAAUAAAAAACAUAUACAUUAUAAAAGCAUAUAUAUACACAUACACACACAUAUAUAUACAUAUAUAUAUACAUAUAUAUAUAUAUAUAUAUAUAUAUAUGAAUGAAGUGGGUAGGCAUACACUGCCCAGAGUACAGUUCUGCCACCGUGGUGCGUUGUCCCGCGUUUGCCCUGAACGCAGCACUGCUCCUUCCGGAAGGUUCCUCAAUUCAGAGUGCACCACUUUCCUCACCACACCCCCCCCCCCCCCCCCCAAAAAAAACACUUUUUUAUUUUUAAUUUUUAUUAUUGUUUUUUUUUUUAAACCCCAAACAGAAGCUCACGGACUGCUCCGCUUCGUUCAGGGGGGUUAGUGAAGAUCUGAAAGUGUUAAGCCAAACCCUGGCAGGUCAGUGUGGGCACUUAACACGCACGCUGUUCCUUCCUGUCCGGUCUAUGUCAUUUCCUGUUUGUACAUACCAUUUCCAAGCAUCUCUUGUCUAUCCUUCAUGCUGUCGUCUUUUUUAUAACGAUGAACAGAAUAAAGUAACGGAAAGCCC
Messenger RNA from Conger conger (European conger), 2206 nucleotides. Its product is annotated as 26S proteasome non-ATPase regulatory subunit 11A-like. Gene Ontology annotation, cellular component: proteasome regulatory particle, lid subcomplex. The coding region runs from base 51 to 1319 and encodes 422 amino acids. The transcript is spliced from 13 exons. Lineage: Eukaryota; Metazoa; Chordata; Actinopteri; Anguilliformes; Congridae. Gene Ontology annotation, biological process: ubiquitin-dependent protein catabolic process. Gene Ontology annotation, molecular function: protein binding; structural molecule activity. The record is from RefSeq and is a predicted model, not a curated record.